This is a messenger RNA of Toxorhynchites rutilus septentrionalis, 1227 nucleotides long. RefSeq lists its product as uncharacterized. Gene Ontology annotation, biological process: DNA integration. The coding region runs from base 1 to 1227 and encodes 408 amino acids. NCBI's taxonomy places the organism in Eukaryota, Metazoa, Arthropoda, Insecta, Diptera, Culicidae. The transcript has a single exon. The record is from RefSeq and is a predicted model, not a curated record. Gene Ontology annotation, molecular function: nucleic acid binding.
AUGGUUGAACCUGGUAUUACGGAGGAUUUCGAUGCGGAGAAUAAAUGUAUGGUCCUGGCGAUAUUAGAGUCGGCGGAAGAGAAAGAAUCUGCAAGAAUUGAUCCAGUCCUAGACCAAGUGAAGAAAUCUCUACAGACGGGGAAGUGGGACGAACCGGACGUGAAGCCGUAUAUACCAUUCAGAAACGAGUUGGGUAUGGUAGGAGAUACUGUUGUUCGUGGAAACAAAUUAGUUGUUCCGUCCAAAUUACGUUCACGAAUGCUUGACCUGGCCCAUGAGGGACAUCCAGGUGAGUCGGUCAUGAAGCGCCGUCUUAGAGAUCGAGUUUGGUGGCCAGGUAUGGACCGUGAAGCCACUAACCGAGUCACAUCAUGCGAAGGUUGCAGAUUAGUUGGACUACCAAAUAGACCGGAGCCUAUGUCACGCCGGCCACUUCCGAGUAAGCCAUGGGUUGACGUGGCCAUUGACUUUCUUGGACCAUUACCAGAUGGUGUGUACUUGCUCGUUAUAAUCGAUUAUUACAGUCGGUACAAGGAGGUGGAAUUGAUGAAUAAGAUUUCAGCCAAGGAGACAGUUUCCAGAUUGGACAAAAUAUUCACACGACUGGGAUAUCCCCGCACAAUUACUUUAGACAACGCCAAACAAUUUGUGGGUACCGAAUUUGAAGAAUACAGCAAGACACACGCAAUUCACCUCAAUCAUUCGACACCUUACUGGCCUCAGGAAAACGGCCUUGUUGAGAGACAAAAUCGAUCGUUGUUGAAAAGGCUUCAGAUAAGUAACGCUCUUGGCAGGAACUGGAAGCAGGACUUACAGGAUUAUCUAGUAAUGUACUACACUACUCCGCCCUCCGUUACCGGUCGUACGCCAACGGAGCUUAUAUAUGGCCAUACGAUUCGGUCCAAAAUACCGUCAUUAGAUGACAUCGAGACUGCUCCUCCGUCCACAGAUUUUGCUGAUAAGGAUUUAAAAUCAAAGGAAAAAGGGAAGGAUCGAGAGGACAUCAAACGAAAAACAAAGAGGUCAUCCAUCGACUGCGGUGAUUCGGUCCUCAUGCAAAAUCUACUACCAGGAAAUAAACUUCAGACGACCUACAAUUCCAAGAAAUACGUUGUGAUGUCUCGGUCUGGUCCUCGGGUAACUGUAGAAGAUCCUGUUAGUGGAAAGUCAUAUGACCGAAAUGCUGCACAUCUCAAAAAGGUGAUAGAUCCACAGCAUCGUCGUUGA